Molecule: messenger RNA, 3078 nt
Organism: Linum trigynum
Lineage: Eukaryota; Viridiplantae; Streptophyta; Magnoliopsida; Malpighiales; Linaceae
Source: the annotation of a GenBank genome assembly
CAUAGAGCUAUUCUCUUGGCAGAUAAGGCUUAUGCCCGUAAAAGCCGACCCCUCUUCCGCUUCGAUGCGCUCUGGGCUGAUAAUCCGGAGGUCCGUGCUAUGGUGCAUUAUGUUUGGCGGGAAGAGAUUCAUGGAUCCCCUAUGUACUGUCUCUGGAGCCGAAUGAUUGGGAUGAGGUCCGGGUUCUGGAAACGAAACUCAGUCUUCAAUGGGAAGUAGAGGAGAUUUACUAGCAACAGAAAUCCAGGGUGCGGUGGUUGAAAAAGGGUAAUCAGAAUUCGUCUUAUUUUUAUACGAUUACUCUUAUCAAGAGAAAGCGGAAAUUUGUGGCAGGCCUCACGAAUGACUUGGGUCAAUGGAUCACGGACGAAAAGGGCAAGGAGGAUAUUGCCUGCGAUUUUUAUCAAAACCUCUUUACGUCCAAAAAUCAGAUCCUUGACAUGGAUGCUCAAGUGACUGCUCUACCUUUGCCGCUCAAGGUGACUGCUGAGAUGAAUGCAAACCUAACGGCUAAUGUUCUACCAGACGAAGUUCAGCGCACUGUCUUCUCCGUGGGUUCUAAACAGGAUCCGGGCUCGGAUGGCUUUACUGGGAAGUUUUUCAAAGCUUUUUGGGAUAGUGUGGGAGGGUCAGUGGUUGAAGUUGUAUGUUCGUUCUUUCGAACGAGUAGGAUUUUACGAAGCUUUAAUCACACUUGGCUCACUUUGAUCCCGAAGGUUGAUAAUGUGGAGUCGGUACGACAGCUUUUCCCGAUAAGUUUGUGCCAGUUUGUGUACAAGAUUAUCACUAAAAUUAUGACUGAACGACUCGCACAGAUUCUCUCGAAUGUCAUCUCUGAAGGUCAAAACGCAUUCAUCCGGGAAAGACAAAUUGUGGAUAAUGUGCUUCUGGGGUAUGAAUUAAUGCAUUACCUCAAAUAUAAAAACCGCGGGAAGAAAGGUUAUAUGGCUCUAAAGGUUGAAUGGCCUUUCCUCUUUGCGGUUCUGUCAAAGUUGGGGUUCUCUCAUACGUGGAUUGGAUGGGUACAAGAGUGCCUACGCUCUUCAUCGUUCUCGAUCUUCAUGAAUGGCACGCCCCAUGGUUUCUUUCAGCCUACUCGGGGUCUCCGGUAGGGUGAUCCACUCUCUCCCUCUUGUUUGCCUUGUGCACAGAAGGGCCGCAACCCUCAUCUGGAAGGAAAUUUCUGAGGGCAAAUUGGAAGGGUUAAGGUCGCUCCCUGGGCACCGAGGAUUUCUCACUUGUUUUUCGCGGAAGACUCGUACCUCUUUCUCAGAGGGAAUUUGCAACAAUGUGAGAAUCUAAUUGUUGUGCUGAAUGAAUAUGAAGAGCUCAGUGGCCAGCGUGUCAAUUUGGUCAAAUCGACGGUUGUUUUAGUAAGAAUAUAGAUAUCCAGGACCAGAAAUUCUUGGCUCAAGUCCUAGGAGAGAUAAAUCAGCUAGGCAAAGAGAUGAGUUGGAAUGAGUUACCAUUGUCUAGUUUUGAUCCUCAAAGGAAGAAACAUGAACCUGAAGUUCAUAAGAUGAAUUAUCGUUACCAACUAUCAAAUGCCUUUACUGUCCAUACGAAGUGACCAAGUCACAUAUACUAGAUGUGAAUACUCCAACUAAAUUUGAUAUCCUUGUUGGAUACUCUAAUAUAUAAAAAUGUGUAUGAAAGAGCGCAUGAAGCGUGAUAGACCAUUCAGUUCCAAUGAUAAGCAUCCUCGAGAAAGAAAAGGAGCUAUAAUUAGAAUGGUCAACUCGAGGACAUGAAAACUCAAGAAGAGUAACCAAGAAUAAAGUAAGAUUUUAGUUCCAGAAGAACACAUGUGUAUGAAAGUUGUGAAAGUUAAGAGAUCUCAAAAACAUAUUGGACUACAAUACUGGAACAGUAAAUGAAGUCAUUGUCGACGAAAUUUGUUGUACUUCAGUACUGAAUAUUAUAUAUACAAGUGAGGAUCAAGAGUAAAACUCUAUUGCUUCAUGAAAAUGAUGAUGUUAUUGGCCAGUAUAGAAAGAAAUCAUGAAACUUGCUCAAGGAGCAUAAUGUUUAAGGACCAGAAGUCCUUACACCUGAAAAGGGUAAAACUAGUGGGAUACAAAAAAAUUCUUGUGCUAUUGGAAAAUAUGAAAUUGUGUUAGAUAUAACAUAAUGUUUUGCAAUGGGUUUCUCGAAGAGACCUAUCAUUGUUUGAGAGGUGUUAUGCUCCCCUGUGGUGGAUGCGACUACUUUUUCUAAAUCAAUGUUUGAAAAUUUUUGUGAUAGCCUAUUUGUUUGAAUUCCCUAAAGAUGUUAUAUAUAUUUGAAACUCCCAAAAGGAUAAUUACUCCCAGAAGGAUUAAUUUACCUGAAGUAAACAAGUAAAGUUCUCGAGAACAUAUAUCGAUAGACUAAGAAAAUCCCUUGUAUGGGUUGAGAUAAUAUAGACGAAUGUGAAAUACUCGUCUAAGUGAACACCUACAACAGUAGGGUGAAUGGACCUUAAAAGGUUAAAUCCAGAUAGAGUCAUUAGAGCAUUUGCAUUGUGCAUAUAUAGUUGUGUUGUCUGUAUGUGCUUCAAGAAUUUUAAAUUCUUGAUUUACGAGUUGUGAUUUACUUUAAAGUAUGAGUUGUGUUUUAUGAGUGUGCUUUGUCUAGUUCAUAUGUUUCUAUGAUGUGUGUUUUGUUAAUAUCUUUCAUGAUAUGAAAGAAUUGCUUGCUUCAAUUUGUUUUAGUUAAGUUUUUUUUUUUGUGACGAUCUCAUAUUAUGUUGAUGAUAUGACUAUUAUUGGAGCUCCUGAAGAGUUUCCUAAAGAAGUUGAUUGCUUAGAAACAUAAGUUAAAUUGAAGGAUUUAAGAUCAUUUUUAUGAGCAAGGAAGGUAAUGUUGAAAAAGUGGAAAAAUAAUUUUGCAUGAACAAAUUGUGUUCAUCAAAUAACAUUAGGAUACUAAGAUCACUAGAAGUGACCAAAGAUCCAUUUAGGCAUCAAGAAAGAAGUGAAACAUUAGGUCCUGAAGUACUAUAUGCUGAUGUAGUAGGUCCUGAAGUGCCAUAUGUUGAUGCAUCAGAGCACCAAUGCACAUUGCUAGCCAAACACCAUAUAAACUAUCAUUUUGGUG